AUGCGCACUCGCAGAAGCAUUAUUCCAGAUUCUCAGGAUGAUGUAUCCUUUGCGGAUACGUCAUUGCCGAAUUCCUCGCAAGCCCAGAACCCGGAACCCUUGCCGGAGAGCCUGCCAGAGAGCGGGUCUCAUUCCAAAUCACGCACUCGCGUCGUCAAAGACUCCGAAGACGAAAGUUCCGAUGCCUUCGAUCUGCCCGAUUCGAUCGCGGCGAACAAAACAAAUUCAGAUAGUGUGAAAGUGGUGAUUUCUGCGAACCAUGUAUCACCGACAGACUCAUCCCGCAGCUCCUUGGGAGUCCCAUCAGCUGAUGGUGUCUCAGGUGUUAACACGCCUGCUACUAGUGUGGGUGUACCCGCGGAGGGAGACUCCAAUAAACCUCGCAGAGUCAACGCAUCUGCUAGAGCUCAGCAAAUGCGCAUGAGUCGAAUGUCUCAGCAAAUCCCUAGGGGAACCAAAAGAUCCGCGGGUGAUAUGUCUUCGGAGACAGUUGACCGUUCCGACCUGGAUGCGGCAAUAGCCCGUGCGCUUCAGAUGGAGGAAUACGACCAGCCUCAUCCUAAUAAGAAGCAGAAGAAAUCACAAAGGGGUAUACGGCAAAGCAAACAAACAGCGAAAGACUUACUUCUAGGCCAAGCAGGGUUUGACACAUCGGACUCUGAAAGUCUUUCAAAUCUUACUGGAUCUCCUCGUCUUUCUCCGUCUCGAUCCUCAGAGGAAGAUCCUUACAGCUUAAGUGAUACUGAAUCAGAGGCAAUUGAAAGUGAUGUUGAUGAAAACCCGGGAAACCGAACUUCAUUUUUCAAUAGGCUAGCCUUGGAACCACAACGACAACGCAGAGGUAGGGCACCAAGAGCACCACGCCUCGAUGCUGAUGGGGAUCAAUACGAUGAGCUUCCACCUACAUGGGAGGAGCAAAAAAAGAUACGCCGUAAAGAAGCAGAUCGGAAGAAAUUGGAGAAGAAACAUCCAGUCAUCAGUACUAUGUGGGAUGAUCUGAAAGCUCAGCCUCUGAUUGUUCCAAAGCAAGCCUCCCAGCCCCAGUCUAUUACUCGCACUUUGAAACCAUUCCAAUUGGAAGGACUGAACUGGAUGAUGGAGCAGGAGAAGUCCUCGUACCAAGGUGGUCUAUUAGGUGACGAGAUGGGUAUGGGAAAGACCAUCCAGGCAGUCUCCCUGAUCAUGUCGGACUUCCCCCAGCCUAAUCCAACCCUCGUACUUGUACCGCCAGUCGCGUUGAUGCAAUGGGUCUCUGAAAUCAAGGAAUACACCGAUGGCAAAUUGAAAGUUCUUGUUUACCACAAUGCUGACUCCAAAGUCAAAAAGCUUACGGCGGCAGAUUUGAUGCAGUACAAUGUAAUCAUGAUAUCUUAUUCGAGUCUAGAAUCCAUCUACCGAAAGCAAGAGAAAGGCUGGGCACGCGAUGGUGGGGUUGUCAAAGCAGACAGCGUCAUACACUCCAUUCACUAUCAUCGACUUGUUCUUGACGAAGCACACAGCAUCAAGCAACGUACUACUGGCGUUGCCAAAGCCUGUUUUGCCCUUAAGGCCACUUAUAAGUGGUGCCUGUCCGGAACCCCUGUUCAAAAUCGAAUUGGUGAAUUCUUCUCCCUGCUUCGAUUUCUGCAAGUCCGCCCGUUUUCGUGUUAUUUUUGUAAGCAGUGCGAUUGUGAGCAGUUGCAAUGGACCGCAGACAAGCAAGGCCGCUGCACGGAAUGCGAGCAUACGGGAUUCAAUCACAUUUCAAUUUUUAACAAAGAAAUUCUCAAUCCAAUCACGGAGGGAAGAACACAAGAGGAGCGCAAGAAAGGCUUGAACAAGCUUCGUCUUAUCACCGAUCAUAUUAUGCUUCGCCGCAUGAAACACGAGCAUACCUCAUCGAUGGAGCUCCCGCCUAAGCGGGUUGUUCUGCAUAAUGAAUUUUUUGGGGAGAUCGAGCAUGAUUUCUCACGCAGCAUUAUGAGCAACUCAUCGCGAAAAUUCGAUACAUACGUUAGUCAAGGUGUUAUGCUGAACAACUAUGCGAACAUCUUCGGCUUGAUUAUGCAGAUGCGCCAAGUGGCUAACCACCCAGAUCUGCUUCUUAAAAAGCAUGUACAGCCUGGGUUCAACGUUUUGGUGUGCCGAGUCUGUGAUGAACCUGCGGAGGACGCUAUUCGGUCUCGCUGUCGCCACGAGUUCUGUCGUAAAUGCGCCAAGGAUUACAUUGAGUCUUUCGAUGAUCCAUCUCUUGUGGAUUGCCCACAGUGUCAUAUUUCCCUUUCGAUCGAUCUCGAGCAGCCCACAAUCGAACAAACGGAGGAUUCUGUCAAGAAGAAUUCGAUCAUCAAUCGAAUUCACAUGGAAGACUGGACUUCAUCGACCAAGAUAGAAACACUUAUCUAUGAGCUCUACCUGCAGCGAAAGAAGAGCCACACACCCAAGUCCAUUAUCUUCUCGCAGUUUACUUCGAUGCUGCAACUCGUGGAGUGGCGUCUACGUCAUGCAGGUUUCAACACAGUCAUGCUCGAUGGAACUAUGACCCCUGCGCAGCGACAGAAAUCUAUUGAGCAUUUCAUGAUCCACGCUGAAGUGGAGAUUUUUUUGGUCUCUCUCAAAGCUGGCGGCGUGGCCCUCAACUUGACUGAAGCCUCCCGGGUAUUUAUCAUUGACCCAUGGUGGAACCCGGCAGCAGAAUGGCAAAGUGCCGAUCGGAGUCAUCGCAUUGGUCAGCAACGACCCUGUGUGGUCACUCGUCUUAGCAUUGAAGAUUCGGUCGAGUCCCGAAUUGUCCAACUGCAAGAGAAGAAAGCGAAUCUUAUCCGAGGAACCAUCAAUAAGGAUCAAGAUCAAGCCCUGGAAAAAUUAACCCCUGAAGAUAUGCAGUUUCUGUUCCGUGGCACCUAG
This is a messenger RNA of Penicillium angulare, 2886 nucleotides long. RefSeq names its product DNA repair protein RAD16. Gene Ontology annotation, molecular function: metal ion binding; ATP-dependent chromatin remodeler activity; ATP binding. The transcript has 10 exons. The record is from RefSeq and is a predicted model, not a curated record. Bases 1 to 2886 code for a protein of 961 amino acids. Lineage: Eukaryota; Fungi; Ascomycota; Eurotiomycetes; Eurotiales; Aspergillaceae.